AUGACAUUGCUGGGCAUAAUAUAUUUGGUUGUUCUUUCUUCGGUGAUUACAUUAGCAUUAUCCUCAGACUCGGAACUAAUCUGUCCUGACUUUGAUCCAGGCAAUUGUUAUAGCCGGCUGUUUGAACCGUCUACGGAGUGGCAAAUGGUGAAACCAGGUCAGGUGAUACCUGCCGGAUUAGACGUUAGGAUGGAUUUGGGAGACUCAAAUUCAAGAGAAGCAAGAAUUUUACGAUCAGAAGAUUCGGCCGAUCGGGUAUUAGCACGUGACAAGGCAGUAAUAGUGGCGGACAGUCCGGAAACGAUAGCUGGAAAUCCAGAAGAUAGACAAGAGUUUACGUUGGCAUUAGGGACUAUUAUAAGGCUGUAUGACGAAAGAUCGUUUGCGGAAGUUAAUGAGAAGGAAGUUGAAGGCAAGCUUGAAAUCUUGGCAGAGUUGGGAUCGGAUAUCGAUUUUGGAGUAGAAAUCGCUAUGCAUGCAGAUGUUUUUUUGGCCAUCAGUGGAUUAACCGAUGAUGAUGAGUUUUGGAAAAGCAUAGAAAAUAAUUUUGAUUUCAAGGACAGGAUGCAAGAGUUGGGUACGCUGUGUCUUUCGAGCGCAUUGCGUAAUAAUGAAGAAGCAUUAAAACAUUUUUCAGAAAGUUUCGUGGACAUGCAAGAAUUGCUAGAAAAGCUCAUGGAUGCAAGCAGCAAUCAAAAAUUACUGACACGAAGGUUGGGAUUAUUAGGGGCUUUGAUAGUGGACGAUAAUAUAGAAGAAAAAAUGCUACUGCCGAGAAAUCAGCUUAGACUGUUGAACCUAUACGGAGAUUCUAAAGAGAAACAGUUGCAAUCGCGUAUUUUAAACGUUCUCGAAGACCUUAAACUAAAGCGUGGGCAGGAGGAGCAAGAAUUGUAUGCCGCAAAUGAUGACGAAAGGUUUGCACAUAUGGCCCAAUGCCAAUUAGAAAGGCUAGACAAUAUUCAGGGCGAUGAACAGGGUGAAAUUUUACUUUACACGCUCUCUAAAUUGGCCGGAAAGUUCAAAGCACAGCCGGAAUUCCUAAAUUGGUUGAAUGAUCAAAUUGAAAUUGAAAAGAGGAACCCAAUUGGGGUAUCCAAAAGAGAUACUAGCAAGGGUUACACGAGUCACCUUGAUUACCUUAUAGAACUCAGGCAUCUCGUGUUUGGAAAUAGGUUGGGUAUGAGAAAGGCAUACGCCGAUGAAUUAUAA
Molecule: messenger RNA, 1212 nt
Organism: Brettanomyces nanus
Lineage: Eukaryota; Fungi; Ascomycota; Pichiomycetes; Pichiales; Pichiaceae
Exons: 1
Coding region: 1-1212 (403 amino acids)
Cellular component (GO): endoplasmic reticulum
Molecular function (GO): adenyl-nucleotide exchange factor activity
Source: RefSeq, a predicted model, not a curated record